ACCCGCCUGCCUGUUCACACAUCUUGGUCUGUUCACUCAGUUCAGUUCCUUCCCUUUUUUUCCACAUCACUGUUCUGUCCACCGAGCAUCAAUUUUAGUUCCCAACUAACACGUGUCCAACCAUGACCCUACUUGUCAGUGUCAAGGUCUGCCAGUUUACCCUCUCCCGGUGGUAACACCUGUCAAAUGUUACCCACUAGUAUAACCACUCCUCCCACCCCCAUCAUAGCGAGCAGCCUCUUCUCGUUAACAUCAAGGAGAAGAGUUACAACCUCAUCAGAGAAGCCAAGAACUCAUCUCCUCCUCUCCUCCUUCCUCAGGUGAGAUGAUGGUGGAUGAGAAGGGAAGGUGUGGGAGUGGCAGGAGCACUACUACUGGGAGCACAUGGAGGAUGUGAGCAAGAUCAGCUUCUUCAAGCUCAUGACAGGAGAUUUUCAGCAGCGGAUUAGCACACCAGAGAAGAUUGCGAAUAAUUUCAUCUGGAAGAUCGCCAAUGGAGGAUUCACCCUCAAAGCACCAAGCGGCGAGGAAUGGCGCGUUGGUGUCGAAAAGAUUGCCGAUGAGCUGUUCUUCAUGCCAGGAUGGGUGGAAUUUGCCAAGGCUCACGAACUACAGGAGAAUGACCUCCUGCUCUUCACAUGUAGUGGCAAUGGCUCCUUUGAUGUACUCAUCUUUGACGCGAGCGGCUGCGAGAAAGUUUCAUGUUUCUUUGCCAAUAAAAAGGGUACCAACAUGCACAAACAGUUCAAAAACAUUGUGGGUCAACAAGGUGAAGAACAUUGUACGUUGAGCGAUUCCGAAGAAGCUAGCAUGCCGCUGUCGGAGUCGGUUGGGUGUCCUCACAAGGCCUCCACUUCAAAGAAACCAAGGAAAGAGACUGAAUCUCCAAAGAACAACAACUAUUUUCUCAAGAACGAGGCGGUAGAGGAAGAAGAGGAAAGUGAUGACCACCACACUGAAUCCGACUACUACUACUACUCAAGGUUUGCGAAUUGCCUGAGUGAAGAUGAACGAGAGGAAAUAUUCGGCCUGGCAUCAAUUCAGUUAGGCAACCCUGUGUAUGUGGCUGUCCUGCAGAAGACUCAUGUUCGCCGCACGAAAAACUUCCUGAUCGUCCCCAGCAAAUUUGCAGCUGAUCAUCUCGAGGGUAGAUCACAUGAGAUGCUGCUUCUCAGGCCAAACAGAAAAGAGAAAUGGUAUCUGAAGUACUACCACGGGAGCGUCGCCCGAGGCUUCAACUGCCGGCGCUGGAGCAAGUUUGUUCGUGACAAUAGGCUGCGCGAAGGCUACGUGUGUGUCUUCGAGCUGAUGAAAGGCACGAGGAAGGCGACGAUGACUGUCCACGUCCUUCGGAAGGUGGACGACAAGUUUGUUCUACUGAGCUAAGUUCCUGUAUUCUCUGAUGUGCCUGAGGUUCAGUGGGGAGAACUGAACCAGCAGUAUGGAAGUAGCUUGCGGUGCCAUGCAGCUGUAUGAUGCAAGUGCACCAGUUUGUAACCUAAAAGCUAACUUCUUAGUGCGGUAUCGUUCCAGUGGAA
This is a messenger RNA of Aegilops tauschii subsp. strangulata, 1538 nucleotides long. RefSeq names its product B3 domain-containing protein protein_Os12g40090-like. NCBI's taxonomy places the organism in Eukaryota, Viridiplantae, Streptophyta, Magnoliopsida, Poales, Poaceae. The record is from RefSeq and is a predicted model, not a curated record. Gene Ontology annotation, molecular function: DNA binding.